AUGUCCGGCCGUGGAAAGGGAGGAAAAGGUCUUGGAAAAGGAGGAGCCAAGCGCCAUCGCAAAGUUCUCCGCGAUAACAUCCAAGGAAUCACCAAGCCAGCUAUUCGCCGUCUUGCCCGUCGUGGUGGAGUCAAGCGUAUUUCUGGAUUGAUCUACGAAGAGACCCGUGGAGUGCUCAAGGUUUUCCUUGAGAACGUGAUCCGUGACGCCGUCACCUACUGCGAGCACGCCAAGAGAAAGACCGUCACCGCUAUGGAUGUCGUCUACGCCCUCAAGCAAAGAUUAUUAUUACAUGGGGAAAGUCAGCCGAUUAAUGAGGAAUCUUCCAAAUGCAUCCAGACGCCGCCAAUCGAGGUUCAUCACCGAAGUGCACAAACAGGCGUUGAUUCCGACCACCUAGAACAAGUUAAAAAUGCUGACUUACUCUUGGCAAGAAGUUUGAAGUCAUUGACAAUCGAUGGCUUUCCUAUCCCUAGGACUAAUGAAGAUGUGAAGAACCGAGGCGAGCAGAUUGUUCAGAAUUUGGCGUCCGCGGUGAAGAUCAUCACGAAUCGUCUUGGAGAUUGCGCGAAAGAAAAAUUCUCACCUGACAAAGCUAUUGAUCUUCUCAAUCAUGUGAGGAAGCACGAAGAUGCGAUGCGUCAGGCGAUUAUUGAUGGAACCAUAGUGCGCAACGAUGAAUCGGAUGACACAGAAGACGGAGACGACGAGCUAGAUUAUAUUGAUGAAUAG
This is a messenger RNA of Caenorhabditis bovis, 732 nucleotides long. The record is from the annotation of a GenBank genome assembly. Lineage: Eukaryota; Metazoa; Nematoda; Chromadorea; Rhabditida; Rhabditidae.